Macrosiphum euphorbiae (potato aphid) is the source of this 261-nucleotide messenger RNA. The record is from the annotation of a GenBank genome assembly. Lineage: Eukaryota; Metazoa; Arthropoda; Insecta; Hemiptera; Aphididae.
AUGGUGAGCAUGGCCGAGACGGACGGCGGCGCCAACUGCACUGCCGCAACCACGGCCGAGACUUUCGGCCACCGCGGAGACGCUGACAAUGGGUUACGGCUACUCGAGGCGGCCGCAGACGUGGAUGGCCGCGUUCGUGGACGCAGUGGCUCGUCCAGCAGCGGUGGUGGUGGAGGUCGAAACAAGGGAAGUCAGCGGCGGAACGGCUCGGUGGCCGGAGACCGCCGUCGCAGCCGACAGCCGGACGGAGCGGCCAGUUGA